Molecule: messenger RNA, 639 nt
Organism: Symbiodinium necroappetens
Lineage: Eukaryota; Dinophyceae; Suessiales; Symbiodiniaceae
Source: the annotation of a GenBank genome assembly
AUGAAAGGCAUUUUUGGGGAUGUGUUUCAUCGCCUGCCGUUGUCUACUACAGAUAGCACGAAGUGGAAAGCUGUCCUCAAGUAUUUGGAUGGAUGUCCUGAAAAACCUCGCCCAAACCAUGGCAGCUCCAGCUCUCAGGACAUUGAGUGGGCUAGUGGUGAUUUGUGCGCUGGUAGCCCGUCGCAUGAGCAGAAACCGGCACCACAUGUUGACACCAAUAGUCGAGAUGCAUUGCGUCGUCUAGCGGAAGCUUCGCCUGAACAGAUCGUGGAAAAAUCAAGUGAGGUUCAGGAGGACUAUGUGGACUGGGUGAAAAGGAAGGUUGACGUCGACACUUCGAACAUCAACUUCUCGAACUUUGAGUUGGAAACCAGGGUCCAUAAGUUCUCGCGCAAGUGUCCCGCGUCGAAAGCUUUGAGUACUUUGACUCCUUUGCAAGCUAUGAGUGACCUGUACAACGACAUCUACCGCAUCUACCUCCGUAAACUUGAGCGCCAAAUCUCGAGCCUCACCUCCAGAUCAAAAGAGGCUACUGCUUUGAAGAAGUUGUGUGAGGCUCUAAACAUUGAGCGGGACGAUUCCUUACCUCAGCUACUUGCCCGAUUGCGUGCGAUUGAUAUCAUGAAGAAGCCUCUGUGA